AUGUGCAUGUUCUUUCUGAGACUUCUCUCAAUUGUGUUACUACUACAGUUUACUUUGGCACAAUCUGGAAGCCUCAGUCUCAAGCUCAUCCACCGAGAUUCAGUGGAGUCACCUCUCUAUCCAGGUAAGCUUUCAAGCGAAGAGAGAACUUCUAGGUAUGUUAAUCGCACUAUAGCCCAUGCUCGUCGGAUGAUCCAAAUAGCUAGAGGUACUCGUCCCGACGAGAUAAGUAUUCCUGUUGAUUACCAUGGUUUCGACUUUAUAGUUGCAAAAGUUGCUUCCGUCAAAGAUCCCCACUAUUUGGGUAUUCCAGAUCAACUACUUAUCAUCCUCUUCGAUGUGAUAUUGAGCCUCUCAACCCCCUAUGUACACCCGGUCAAUGCUGGGAAGAUACAAGUUUAUGCUCAUACAGAAUACGGGUCUACACCUCAAUCCUUCAUUUCGCAGUUGGGCGAUCGCUUCCAGCAUCGAUUCUCAUAUUGCUUGCAGCCAAUGUAUGGACCUGCUGCAGGUCUUUACUACUUGGACUUCUUGGCUCUCAGCAUUGCAGAUCAACGUAUUUCCAAUCCUCCUCUAACUCUUUGGCAGACACUAAUAGACUCAGGAAGUCCCUACACUUUAUUUCCCCCAGGGCCUUUUGCAAGUAUGAAAUCUUAUCUGUUACAUUACUUGCAGCCUUAUAAUGUGAAGAGAAUCCCACCAAGGGAUCUUAUGGAUCUAUGUUUUGAUCGGACUAAUGGUUUCAACAAUUUUCCGAGCAUCACAUUCCAUUUUAGAAAUGCUGAUCUUGUUCUUUGGCCUGAAAAUUCAUUUCUGAUUAAGGAUGACUACUUUUGCUUAGCAAUAGCACCUAUUAAUGAAUUACAAGAGAUUCUGAUCGGAGCAUACCAACAAGCGAAUUUCCGAUUCUUAUAUGAUUUACAUGGAAGAACCCUCUCCUUUUCUCCGGAGGACUGCUCUAAGGAUUCUAAUUAG
Messenger RNA from Macadamia integrifolia, 975 nucleotides. RefSeq lists its product as uncharacterized. The record is from RefSeq and is a predicted model, not a curated record. The transcript has 4 exons. The coding region runs from base 1 to 975 and encodes 324 amino acids. NCBI's taxonomy places the organism in Eukaryota, Viridiplantae, Streptophyta, Magnoliopsida, Proteales, Proteaceae.